This is a messenger RNA of Ochlerotatus camptorhynchus, 2805 nucleotides long. RefSeq lists its product as uncharacterized. The record is from RefSeq and is a predicted model, not a curated record. The coding region runs from base 112 to 1908 and encodes 598 amino acids. NCBI's taxonomy places the organism in Eukaryota, Metazoa, Arthropoda, Insecta, Diptera, Culicidae. The transcript has 2 exons.
AACAGUAGGCAUUGUGAAAACGAUUGCUUUUUCAUGUGACGUUUCUGAAUGUGAAAUACGUGUGUUUUUAUCCGGUUGAAGAUCAACAUCGGACGAAAAUGAAAUGGAAUAAUGCAGAUUGCAUCUAUUGAUAGUCACAUUGGAUCGGGUUUGCGAAUUUAUUUCUAUUGUUUUACGGUGUUGCUGCUUGGUGUGCUAAUGAAUAGUGUUAAAGUGGUAAGCGUUGCUGCGGCUAUCGACGAUCAUCAAACUUACGGAACCGUGCUCUACAACCGUCUGGGUAGAUGUUUCAAUCCGGACGAUCCGAGAUUGAUAGAGGCCAAGCGAAUUUUUCAGGUUGGUACAAGAUAUCCAAUAGAUAAAUGGACCCUAACGUCUAUCUCUUAUCAGGAUCUGAUGCCUUACCGCAAGAAAAGAUUCGAACCAUUGUCUGACGAAGUUAUCAAAAGUCUCCUGUUGUACUUCUCCUCCGUUGGCAGCAUGGUAGACAAACUAGUAGCGAAGAAUGAUGUGAUCGUUGCAGCCUGGUACGAUACAGCUGGUGAUUACCUACAGAGUUAUCUUUAUCCAGUUUGCAAGUACUGCUUCUAUUCUGGAAACGUGAGCUACUACUCUGUCCGUAGUGUCCGUGACUACUAUAGAAAAGUUAAGCUUCGGCUGGAUACAGAUGGUUUCGGUUGGUCACGGCCUAAUUUGGAUGCCACCGAUGCCCAGUCGAAUGUACAGGUUCUUAAAAGCUAUCAAAACCGCACGAACUGUUCGGAGUUGAUUUUCAAUGCUACUACGGAAAUUCCCCUACCAAAGGCUGAAUUUGACGACGAAACUCAAGAAGUCAUCUCCUUAUGGGUUCCUCUCAAAGCAAGACAAGUUUACGAUCCACGAGCGAAUGCUUCAUUGUCAAUCCUGAAAAUUUACGUUGGGACUAUUCUACACUGUAUUCCCCAUGGAAAACAAACGAACAAGUUCGCCACUCACUUUAUUCAGUGGAUCGAGGAAAAUUUCAUAAAACACUACAUGGAUGACCAGUUCUAUCCUGGUUUGGAGUCGAUUUUGCGGAUCAAGAAAACCCUAGAAGCUGACAUUGCGGCAAAAUCUAUAAAGAAAAAAUCAAUAACAGAGCAUGAUGAAGAGUCUGGUUCAAAAGGAUUUCUGGAAAGCUUGUUGGGAUCAGACGAAUCAGCGAAGGUUGAAGAGGACUAUGAAGACGAACAGGAAGAAGACGAAAGACGCUGGCUACGGAUUAAGACGUUGACGGCCACUGUCAUAUUUGCUUUGUUCCUACUGGUUCUUAUUGUAGUUAUAUCGGUGAAGCUUCGGAUGAAUCGUAAAGCAAUGAAACGAAAAGCUGCCACGAGAAGUGAGCAUUUCAAGCCAUGGGAUCGUAAGAAAUUUUUCAAACGGAGAGGUGAUCAGUCGGACGAAGACGUUCUACUAAUGCUGGAAAAACAACCAGGAAGGAGCAACCCUUCUGAAACUAGCGAGAGUGGAUGGAAACACGUCAAACCUCAAAAGCUGGAACGGAAAUCACAAAAACCGGGAACUAGCAAGCAAAUACCACCGUUUUCGGACACGGAAGAUGACGAAGAUUUCAAUCCAUUUCAACCGAAACAGCAUUCCGCCGAGAAGAUUCCUUUGAUUGCAAAAGAUGACCGAAAGAAAAAAGGGCGCUGUGGACGCGGUUGUCUGUGCAUGAGCUGUGUCAAAAAAUCGAAGAAUGGCAAUGGGCAUCAAGACUUGCAGAACAGUUCAGCGUACAAGUUGGCAAACGAAAAACUCAAAAAGGUAGAUCCAAAUGAUGACGUUCAGCGAUCGAAAGUUGAACAACCGGCAACGAUUAAACCGACGACGGUACGGAAUCUUCGCGGUGGAAAUAUAGCCUACCGAACUGAUACGUGGAACGAUGGAUGAUGCGGAAGCGAGCUGAUAAGUACUCUUACUCCUGCCGGUACAAGGUUGAGAUGUGCGUGUGCAGAAUGGUUCCAAGCAGCGUGUUCUAAACGAAAAGCUUAAAUAUAGUUUAAACUAAAGGAACUUAACUAGAUAUAAUUUGCGUCGAUACAAAAAUAAGCACAAUGCGCGAUUUCUUUUUUAGGUUGAGAUAUUUUUGUAGUUUAACUUGCGUUUUGUUGCAUACAAUAUAUUUUAUAUCGAUUUGACAUUCUUCUUUAAAGCGGGAAGCUGCUUGAGCAUAAAUGAAAGAAACAUUGAUAAGACGGUUCCGAGGGUGCCGACCAUUUGGCAUAAGGUUAGUUCGAAUGUUGAUUGAAAUCAACGAAAAAUCCGUUGUGUUCCGUGGGUCUACCCCGUUUGGAAUAAUGCCGUUUGGCAUAAGGGUCGCUUGGCAUUAUACUUGGUAAAAUGGUACUUGGAGCUGUUAUGCGGAAAAAUAACUUAUACCGUAGGGUGGCCAUCAAUCCUAACUUGCACAUUCUAACAAAUGUUAGCUUCCUUCGAUAUAAGAUCGAUCAACUUGUUUUAACUUUAUUUCAAAAUUUACUUACUUAAGAUGGAAUAUUUUUUUAUUGGGAAUUUAAUUUUCCGUUCUGAGAAAUAAAAUAAGAAGAGAAUGGUUCUCUCAUUGAAGACUAGGAACAUGUUGUUCCUUAAUUGAUUAUUUAAUAAUCAAAAUUAAAGUAAUUGAACAUUCGCUUCAUGAAAUACAGUGCCUCCUACAAAACGACUCCUUAGACUAUUACUUUGCACAGUUUCUGGAUAUUUUUUCAUAGAUUACCAGUUAUCUCUGAAUCCUAAACUGGGUUUAGACAAGACACGUCAAUUAAUCAACUCAGAUGAUUUCAACUGAAU